Haliotis rufescens (red abalone) is the source of this 1113-nucleotide messenger RNA. Its product is annotated as vegetative cell wall protein gp1-like. Bases 1 to 1113 code for a protein of 370 amino acids. The transcript has a single exon. NCBI's taxonomy places the organism in Eukaryota, Metazoa, Mollusca, Gastropoda, Lepetellida, Haliotidae. The record is from RefSeq and is a predicted model, not a curated record.
AUGCUCCCCCUGUCCCCCACACCACCAGCCACACCAAACUCCCCCUGUCCCCCAUACCACCAGCCACACCAAGCUGUCCUCCUGUCCCCCACACCACCAGCCACACCAAGCUGUCCCCUGUCCCCCACACCACCAGCCACACCAAGCUGUCCCCCUGUCCCCACACCAUCAGCCACACCAAGCUGUCCUCCUGUCCCCCACACCACCAGCCACACCAAGCUGUCCCCCUGUCCCCCACACCACCAGCCACACCAAGCUGUCCUCCUGUCCCCCACACCACCAGCCACACCAAGCUGUCCCCCUGUCCCCCACACCACCAGCCACACCAAGCUGUCCCCCUGUCCCCCACACCACCAGCCCCACCAAACUCCCCCUGUCCCCCAAACCACCAGCCACACCAAGCUGUCCUCCUGUCCCCCACACCACCAGCCACACCAAGCUGUCCCCCUGUCCCCCACACCACCAGCCACACCAAGCUGUCCCCCUGCCCCCCACACCACCAGCCACACCAAGCUGUCCCCCUGUCCCCAACACCACCAGCCACACCAAGCUGUCCCCCUGUCCCCCACACCACCAGCCACACCAAGCUGUCCUCCUGUCCCCCACACCACCAGCCACACCAAGCUGUCCCCCUGUCCCCCACACCACCAGCCACACCAAGCUGUCCCCCUGCCCCCCACACCACCAGCCACACCAAGCUGUCCCCCUGUCCCCAACACCACCAGCCACACCAAGCUGUCCUCCUGUCCCCCACACCAUCAGCCACACCAAGCUGUCCUCCUGUCCCCCACACCACCAGCCACACCAAGCUGUCCUCCUGUCCCCCACACCACCAGCCACACCAAGCUGUCCCCCUGCCCCCAUACCAUCAGCCACACCAAGCUGUCCUCCUGUCCCCCACACCACCAGCCACACCAAGCUGUCCCCCUGCCCCCCACACCACCAGCCACACCAAGCUGUCCCCUGUCCCCCACACCACCAGCCACACCAAGCUGUCCCCCUGCCCCCAUACCACCAGCCACACCAAGCUGUCCCCCUGUCCCCACACCACCAGCCACACCAAGCUCUCCUUGUGUAAAUGUAAGGCUGGAAAAUUCUCAAGCAAAAACUUAG